AUGACGGGGAUGCAGGGACAUCUGCACUUUUGGGGUCAGGCCUCGUCUAGGGCACUAAAGCUGGAACUCCGAUCGAUCCGAAGGGUGGGGACUCGCCAGGGCUACCGCACGCCUGGUUACAGCUUUCGUCGACCCCCCGGUGCCUCCUGGCUAUUUGGAACAGCUUUAGUCUUGGACGGCGUCGACCUGAAAGUGUUCGAGCACAAGGUGACCGUUCUGCUGGGUCAAAACGGCACGGGCAAGACAACCCUUAUGAAGAUCUUGACAGGCGCACUCGGGGGGCCGACGAGUGGCAGGGUGAUGGUGUGCGGCCACAGUGUGUACACCAGCCCAGAGUUGGUGCGCAGGGAGGUCACACUGUGCCAGCAGUCUGACGUCUUUUUCGAGGACCUGACAUGCGGGGAGAAUGCCAUUUACUUCGCUACCCUUAAGGAUACCAACGGUGGUGACGUGAAGCAAGCCACGGCGAACAUGCUGGAGAAACUGGGCUUGAAAGACGUGGGACCCAAGAUGCCCGGAGAGAUUGCUUGCGAAACGGCUCGAAUGCUAAGUCUAUCCAUCGCCAUCGCUUCGAAGCCCAAGCUUCUGAUGCUUGACGAACCUUGCUCGGACCUGACCCCUAAUACUCGCCGGAAAAUCUGGGACCUGCUGCAGCAGAUUGGGAGAGAGAGAACAGUUCUGUUGACCUCGCACGACAUGGACGAGGCCGACGUCAUUGCUGACCAGAUCAUCAUGCUGGCUGCAGGAAGGAUCAUUUGCAGCGGUUCGACUACGUUCCUCAAGAAAGCUUGCGGUGUUGGGUACAGGGUGACCCUCCUUAAAGAUCCCCGGCUAUUCAACCUGAAGGACGCGCUCGCCACUGUUCAAAGCGUCGUCCCCGGUGCUGACGUGUACGAAGACAAGCAAAGCGCCGUCACUAUCAGACUACGCACGCUCGACCAUCGUGGACUCCCGGGUCUGUUCGAGAGGCUGGAAAAUUCGUCGAAGCAGCUUGGUGUCGUCGACAUUGGAGUCACUGUCGCCACCAUGAAGGACGUCUACACCAAGAUAAACAUGAACUGGACACCGGAAGAGAAACGACCGGAAGCCCAAGAAGGGGACGAAGUCGUCGGCGUCUUGUGUAGGUCGGCGUCCAAACAGGAGCGCACGCUGGCACGCUGCUUCUACGCGUUGUUCAUCAAGCGUCUCACGUACGCGACUCGGAGCUGGGGCAUCUUCGUCGUGUCGUUCCUGGUGCCGAUGGUGCUUCCGCGGCUGCUGUUGCAGGACGAACUGGGGUCAAAGGAACCGCAAAAUGACGCGGACCUGUUCCGGCUGACCGAAACGACGGAGAUUCGUCUGGCGCACUACUUUCCCGGCUACACAGUCGUACUGCAGGAGUCGAAAUCCAUGGCCAAUUUGAGUCGGGCGCUGCAGGUUCUCGUAGAGGCUGAAGGUUGCAACGUCCGGCUGGUACCGGACGUCAACAACCUGGUCGUGGACGACUUCGCGGCUUACGUGCAAACGUACCCGAUGGUUAUUGUCCUAGAACCAGACAGAAUCCGUCUCAUGGUCGACACGAGGAACUGGGCCACCUUGCCAGUGCUUCUGAACCUCGCAGACACGGCGAUGCUGCGCUUGCUGACACGUCAACCGGCGGUCCGCAUCGCUGCCCACAUUUCCCAGAUGCAGCUCGUCGUCGAAGAGCUGCCUCAGCUUAUGUGGGUGUCACUGCACGCCUUCUCGUAUGCCCUGGCCUUCUCGGCGUUCGCCGCGUUUCCAGCCGCCGAGAGGCUGGGUGGCGCUCGCGACGUUCAGCUCAUGACCGGUUUGACGGGCAGCGUUUACGUGCUGUCGCACUUUGCUUUCGACUUUCUUCUCUACGUUGCCUUCGUCGGUCCGUGGUGCCUGAUCAACUGUGGCAUCCAGGGAAUCCUGGAAGGCACUUGCAUGCUCAUCUUCGCCACGUUCGUGCUGUCUGCUCCCGCGAUUAUAGGUACGGUGUACCUGAUCGCGGAGCGGGCACUCACCGAAUUGGGAGCCAUGUACAGCGCGGUUCUUUGGAUUUAUUUGCCUGGUUUCGUACUGCUCUUCAUCUACUCGAUUGACGAAGAUUGGUUGAAAUACAUGGCAGCCCUUUUCCCACCCUGGGCCCUGGUGUCUUGCGUCAUCAAGAUCUCGAACCAAGCCGCCACUGUAAAGCUGUGCGACCGACCGAGGCGGCUGCCGACACGGGCGCGUCGUCCGGAUGCCGCGACCGCCACCCGACUGUCCUUUGCUAGACGCUCCAUCUUCCCGAGUGGGAGAGGAGGUGAUGCUCUCAAACACGUUGCAAACACGUGGCGCGUAGAGCGAAAAGGACAGGAAAAGAAUAUGGCUAAAGUUGCUCAGGUGCAUUGUAACCUGCGAGGAAGGUACGGUGCGCAGGCAUUCGGAUUUUUCUCACGAAAUUGCCAAGUCUACUUCCAUGUACUAACGCAAAAUCUUGAUUUAGGGUAAUAAGCGAGUCACUACAAAAAUAUAGAACAAUCGCGUAAGAGAGAUGUGAGGA
Molecule: messenger RNA, 2530 nt
Organism: Dermacentor andersoni
Lineage: Eukaryota; Metazoa; Arthropoda; Arachnida; Ixodida; Ixodidae
Product: phospholipid-transporting ATPase ABCA3-like
Biological process (GO): transmembrane transport; lipid transport
Cellular component (GO): membrane; intracellular membrane-bounded organelle
Molecular function (GO): lipid carrier activity; ABC-type transporter activity; ATP binding
Source: RefSeq, a predicted model, not a curated record